This is a messenger RNA of Capsicum annuum, 1074 nucleotides long. Its product is annotated as DAG protein, chloroplastic. Gene Ontology annotation, cellular component: chloroplast. Gene Ontology annotation, biological process: cytidine to uridine editing; chloroplast RNA modification. The transcript has 5 exons. NCBI's taxonomy places the organism in Eukaryota, Viridiplantae, Streptophyta, Magnoliopsida, Solanales, Solanaceae. The record is from RefSeq and is a predicted model, not a curated record. Bases 114 to 794 code for a protein of 226 amino acids.
CCUCGAGUGAAAAGAUAUUUUGGAAGAGCAAAUAGGGAUGUAAUAAGUAAAUUGAAAAUCCAAGCCAAAUUCCCCUUAUCACUUCAUUGUUUCCCUCUUACACAGUGACCGCAAUGGCAGCUCUCAAUCUUGCUCCUUUAUCCAAAACCUUAAACCCUAAAUCUCAAUUCCAAAACCCACCUAAAACCCCAACUUGUCUUCUCUCUCUUUCCUACCCUUUCCUCACCGCAUCUCUCUCUUCAAUUCCACCUGCAAAAACUUCAAGGUUGCGUGUUGUAAGAGCCAUUUCUGAUGGAGAAUACUCUUCUAAGAGGGGGGGCAGUAGCAGUGAUGAAAGGGAGACUAUUAUGCUACCUGGAUGUGAUUAUAAUCAUUGGCUUAUUGUCAUGGAGUUCCCUAAGGACCCUGCUCCUACUAGAGAACAGAUGAUUGAUACUUAUCUCAAUACCCUUGCCACUGUUCUUGGCAGUAUGGAAGAGGCAAAGAAGAACAUGUAUGCCUUUAGUACCACCACUUACACUGGAUUUCAGUGCACUGUAUCUGAAGAAACAUCAGAGAAAUUUAAGGGUCUACCUGGAGUUCUUUGGGUCCUGCCUGAUUCUUACAUAGAUGUGAAGAACAAGGACUAUGGAGGAGAUAAGUACAUCAAUGGAGAGAUAAUUCCUUGUCAGUAUCCUACUUACCAACCCAAACAGUCUAACAGAACAAGAAGCAAGAGUAAAGCAUAUGUAAGAAGAAGAGAUGGUCCUCCUGAACGAACAAAACAAGCGGCAGCUCCUGAGUCUUCCUCCUAAAACUGUAACGGGUUUUAUCUGAUCUUAGAAUCAAAUUGCCAUUUGGAAAUGCCAAUGUAUCAUUCAUAGUCUGAUAUUGGUGGGCAUUUUAACAAAGAUAUGUUGUUGGUUAAAGGUUAGAUGGGAAUACACUGCUAGUCUAGGAGUUUUGUCGACUGCAUUUAUUGUUUUAUCUUUCCGCUAGACUAGCUUUCUGGUUGCGUUAUUGAGAACAAGAAAGAAAGCUGUAUGUAAUUUUGAUCCUGACCAGGUUAUUCUAUAUCCAAAGCUUGAAUAUGUA